AUAUGUCAUUUUUAACCAUUAGACCAGUUUUCCGCUGAGUCGUUUUUCCAUUUUCUUUGUGGAGCCGUGACUUUUUAAUGGAGUUUUUCCCUUUUUUUGUGGAAGGGUAGGAGGAGGAAAAUUAGAGAGAGAAGGAGGAGGCGAGCGGAGGACAGUUUGGGAACAAGAUGGCUGCCCCAGGACUGUAAAUCUCAUCGUUUUCUUCUAUUUUAACCCCAGUUUUAACGCCGACGCUGACCCCGCGUGAACAUCUGCCUAAUGCAACGCGAAGCUUGUUAAAAAUGCGUCGUUUUUUUAAGGAAGGAGUUUGAUUUUCCGGCCGAAUUUUAAGGUUCGCUUUACUUUUUUUUUUUCCCAUUUCUUGAGUGUUUUCAACACUUUGGAGAAAGUGGAAACUGUCCUGGAGCCAAACGUCAGGCGGUAGUUCGAGUCGUUAGCCUAUUUAUAGUGACUUUUGAGUGCAUGUGGGUUGUUUGGUUAUUCGUCUCGAAGUUUCUGCGAAGUCGUUUUUAUUUUGGGGUGUUAUCCAACAGAUGGAUAACACCCUAAAAUGAACUCCUGAAGUAGAGUUUUGGUUUUUGUUUUCGGAAGUAUAGUUUUUUUCUUCAGAUGCCACACGUCUGAUACUUUUAAAAACUCUAAUUCGGACGAUGAGCUCAUCCAGAGUCAGACCACAGCAGCAGCAGCUGCCGCUGAAACUAGACUCAAGCGAGGGCAUAGAGAUGGAGAACAUCCAGCAUCAGGAGCCGGGGCUCGGCGGGGUCACGACGGGCACCCCGUCUCCUCCGUCCAGACAAGCAUGGAGCCGGGACAACCCAGUCUUCGAACCCGAGGAUGAGAUCAUGGAAGCGGACUGGCCUCCGGCGAGCCCCGGGAGGAGGUCGGUGUCCACGGCCUCCAGCGGCGGCUGUAGCAGCGGCCUGGGCAGCUACAGCGGCGGGGCCAGCAGCCCUCACAUCCCCCGAGGAGGAGUUUACCCGAGUCCGACGCUGGACGGUCAGCAGCAGGAGAGGAGAAACCACCGCGGCUGCAUGAAGCAAAUUCUGCAGAAGAUCCGGAGUGGCGGUGGCGGGUACUACCAGGAUCUGUCUCGUACAAGAGAGGAGUCAGCCGUCCAGCUGCGGUUUCUCAAAGACCACCUGUGGCUGGACAGGGGCACCAGAGCGGUCUUUCUGGACUUUUCUGUCUACAAUGGAAACAUCAACCUCUUCUGCAUCAUCAGACUGUUGGCAGAGUUCCCUGCUACUGGUGGCGUGGUGACCUCCUGGCAGUUCCAGAGUGUGCGACUGGUGAGAUAUAUUUCCAGCUGGGACUACUUUGUGGCCUUGUGCGAGGUGGCAUUCUGCAUAUUUGUUCUGUACUACGUGGUGGAGGAGGUGCUGGAGAUCCGCAUCCACCGGCUGCAUUACUUCAAGAACCUGUGGAACUGUCUGGAUGUUCUCAUUUUAGCAUUGAGCGUCACCGCCAUUUUAAUGAACAUAGCCAGAACAGCCAUGGUCGGCAGUCGGCUCAAAGGACUGUUGGAGAAUGACAGAUCUCACCCCAGUUUUGAGUCUUUGGCCAAUCUGCAGGUCCAGUUCAACCACGUGGCUGCCGUCAUUGUCUUCUUCUCCUGGUUCAAGCUUUUCAAGUUUAUCAACUUCAACAAGACCAUGAGUCAGCUGUCCAACACAAUGUCCCGCUGUGCGAAGGACCUGGUGGGCUUCGCCAUCAUGUUUUUCAUCAUCUUCUUGGCGUAUGCUCAGCUGGCCUACUUGGUAUUUGGAACCCAAGUCAGCGAUUUCAGCACCUUUCAAGCCAGCAUUUAUACGCAGUUCCGUAUUAUCCUGGGAGACUUUGAGUUCUCUGAGAUUGUGGAGGCAAACUCAGUGCUGGGACCGAUCUACUACACCACCUUCGUCUUCUUCAUCUUUUUCAUCCUCAUGAACAUGUUCCUGGCGAUCAUCAAUGACACGUACACUGAGGUGAAGGACGACAUGUCCCAGCAGAGGUCAGAGAUGGAGAUGACUGAUCUCAUCAAGAAGGGUUGCAACAAAGCUUUGAUGAAGUUACGACUGAAGAAGACGACCGUGGAUGAGAUCUCUGACGGCACGCGCCAGGCUGCAGGCAAACUGAACUUUGAUGAACUCCGUCAGGAUCUAAAAGGGAAGGGCCACACAGACGCAGAGAUUCAGGCCAUAUUUGCCAAAUAUGAUCAUGAUGGUGAUCAGGAGCUGACGGAGCACGACCACCAGCAAAUGAGGGACGAUUUGGAGAAAGAGAGAGAGGAUUUGGAUCUGGAACGCAAUUCGUUGGCAAGACCCAGCAGUGGGCGGAGCUUCCCUCGUACCCAGGACGACUCCGAAGAGGACGAUGAUGAGGACAGUGGUCACAGCUCUCGCCGCCGUGGAAGCAGCUCGGGGGGUGUCUCCUACGAGGAGUUUCAAGUACUGGUGAGACGCGUGGACAGAAUGGAACACUCGAUUGGCAGCAUUGUGUCCAAGAUAGAUGCUGUCAUCGUGAAGCUUGAAACAAUGGAGAGGACCAAGAUUAAAAGAAGAGACGUUCUGAGCAGACUGCUGGACGGAGUCGUGGAGGAUGAGCGUUUGGGAAGGGAAUCAGACGCCCACAGGGAACAGAUGGAGAGGCUUGUUAGAGAGGAGCUGGAGCGCUGGGAGUCUGAUGAUAUGGGUUCUCAGGUCAGUCACCCGCAGAUGUCCACUGUCACCGGGCCCCGCCCUCGUCCUUCCUCCUCACUUUCCACAGAGGGCCUUGAAUCCAGCCCAAACGGAGGUGGCCACAUGUAAUGUGUCCUGGUGCUCGCCAAAGAAAAUUACACUUUGGCAAGAAAAAAAAAAAAACUCUAUUGGAAAUUCUCCUUCAACGGUACAAGAAGCCUAUGAUGCAAAAACAGUUUGUGUGGAACAAAAUAAUCAUUGUUGAAGUUGUUUAAAUUCCUUGACAAAUUAUAAAUGAAGUGACAAGAACACAAACUUACCUCACCAGAGAUACAUUUGUACAUAAAUGCACUGAGAGUGUGAGGCUCUGCUGUGGGACAGACACCUGUGUUUGUUUACAGCUCAUAUGAAGGGUUUAUAUUUCAGUAUUGAAUCACAACAUUGGACCAAAUACACAGGCUGCAGUCAUAUUUAUCUGUACUCCGAAUACGCAGCAUAAGAUUUUUGUACUAUAUCGGAAAUAUGCUCACGUGCUUCUGAUCACUGUAUCCACACAUUUAAGCUUAUCAAGAAGAAAAAAGUCGGCAAUGUAAUGGUCUUCCUUCAGAUGUUAUUUUGGUUGAUUUUGUUCCUUUAAUCUUUUUAACAUACACUAGGUCCAAGUGUGGCACUCUGUGUCAUAUGUACUCACACAUCUGUGCAUCAAAUAAGCUUGUAAUUGAAUAGCUAUCAUUUUAUGAUACGUGAUAUGUAACUUGAAACAAACUUCAAAUUUGGAGUGCCUCCGAUGUUCAUGGGAAACCCAUGCAAUUAUAUGUAUGUCCUUUUUUCUGUCUUUCUUUUUUACGCCUUAAACACUUUUUAAAAUCUUAACUGCCAAUAAAAGUGUUAUUAAAAGUUGA
This is a messenger RNA of Cynoglossus semilaevis (tongue sole), 3559 nucleotides long. It is a transcript of the gene pkd2, whose product is annotated as polycystic kidney disease 2. Gene Ontology annotation, cellular component: membrane. The transcript is spliced from 12 exons. Gene Ontology annotation, biological process: detection of mechanical stimulus; potassium ion transmembrane transport; release of sequestered calcium ion into cytosol. Gene Ontology annotation, molecular function: potassium channel activity; voltage-gated calcium channel activity; voltage-gated sodium channel activity. Bases 651 to 2786 code for a protein of 711 amino acids. The record is from RefSeq and is a predicted model, not a curated record. NCBI's taxonomy places the organism in Eukaryota, Metazoa, Chordata, Actinopteri, Pleuronectiformes, Cynoglossidae.